Molecule: messenger RNA, 1037 nt
Organism: Gossypium raimondii (Peruvian cotton)
Lineage: Eukaryota; Viridiplantae; Streptophyta; Magnoliopsida; Malvales; Malvaceae
Exons: 6
Coding region: 127-954 (275 amino acids)
Molecular function (GO): iron ion binding; protein binding
Source: RefSeq, a predicted model, not a curated record
CUUUCGUAUCCACACAACUUGAACAACACCAAAGCAGCCACGCCACCUCACUCAACUCAACCCAUAACUAAACCUCUCAAAUCCUUUUCUUUUCCUGUUUUCUCUUCCACUGCCAAUUGUUCAACCAUGUCAUCAGCUGUGAUUGCAGGUGCCUCUUCUUCUUGUUCUGCCGCCUUCUCCAGCAGGAAGAACUGCUCCAACAAAACUACCUCGACCCCUUCUCCCAAGGCAUUCAAUACUUCACAGAAAACCGCACUCCAAGGCUUGUCUCUUCAAGAGGCCAAAAGUGGUGUCUCAGAUUUCUUCAUAGCUGAGAAAAAGAGCAGUGUCUGUUCCAGUCAUGCACGAAGAGGACUUGAGAUCACUGCAAGAACUGCCGGUGCUUCAAAAUCUAUAGAGGUUGAGGUUGACAAGCCUUUGGGUUUGACAUUAGGUCAGAAGGAAAGAGGUGGUGUAGUUAUCACUGCUGUUGAUGGGGGUGGGAAUGCAGCAAAAGCAGGGCUUAAGGCUGGGGAUCAGGUACUUUACACUAGCAGUUUCUUUGGGGAUGAACUUUGGCCUGCAGAUAAGCUUGGGUUCACUAAAACUGCCAUACAGGCAAAGCCCGAUUCUGUAUACUUUGUUGUUAGCAGAGGUGCAGAAGUUGAUGUUAAACGACUACCAAAACGACCAGCGCCACCUCGCUUCGGAAGGAAACUUACUGAGGCUCAAAAGGCAAGAGCUACUCAUAUUUGCCUUGACUGCGGAUACAUAUACACUGCACAGAAACCUUUUGAUGAGCAGCCUGAUACGUAUGGAUGCCCUCAAUGUCAAGCACCAAAGAAGAGAUUUGCACCAUAUGAUGUAAAUACUGGCAAAGCUAUCGGCGGAGGGCUACCUCCAAUUGGGGUCAUUAUUGGGCUGCUGGCAGGUGUUGGAGCUGUUGGAGCAUUGCUUGUUUAUGGCCUUCAAUGAAACUGUUUAUAAUGUGUAUUUAUUAGAAUUAAGUGACCCGAAUCCUUAUUUAAAUAAAAUACAGUGGUAAAAUUCCUAUAAAA